UUAAAACAGAUUAAGCAAUAGAAAGAUCUCUAAAAAUGGCGGGAGUUCAGUGUGCUCAUUUAGCAGCCCUAAUUUCGAUUUUGAUAAACAUUGUCUAUGGAGUGCAAUGUCCAUCUGAAUGCCGAUGCUCCUUGGACGACACAGGACGAAAAAAAGUCGCAUGUCUUCAUGGAGGUUUGAGAAGCACCGCAUUCAUCAGCAACAUGGAUGUAAAUACACAAGUAUUAAUUAUUUCGGGGCAUCCAGAAAAACUGAACUACCUUAAUCUUGGUCCCAUAUUCAAAAAUCUUCGCGGGCUUGAAGAAAUCCAUAUCAUAUGGUCAGGAAUUCCAAACAUUGGAGCCCAUAGUUUCUGGGGGCUGAGUGAGGUAAAAGUGUUGAAUUUAACGCAUAAUUCUUUAUCUACUUUGAUGGAUUCCAACUUCAAAGGGUUAACAUCUUUGAAACAAUUAGAUUUAAGUCACAAUGGAAUUGAGUCCGUGCCAUCGGCAGUUUUUCGGUUUGUUCGACACUUGACUUACCUGAAUUUAUCACAUAACAAAAUUUUCAGUUUGGUAACGCGAAUUUUUUUCGGCCUAACCAGGUUGGACGACUUGGAUCUCUCCAACAACCCAAUAGGGCACCUACAGCCAGAAUUAUUCAGUGACGUGCCAGUAUUGAAGAAACUUUUGUGUGCAUCUUGUGGUUUACGGAACAUAAGUGAUGGUAUUUUCAGCAGACUCACUGAGGUAACGCACUUGGAUAUAAGAAAUAACUUUUUGGUUAAGCUUCCAAAACGAGUGUCAAUUUUAAAUAAUCUUGAGAAACUAAUGCUCGAUGGCAACCAAAUACCAGUACUUGAAGACCGCUCUUUCUCUGGGUCCACACUAACAUCACUGUCUUUGAGUUAUAACAAAAUAUCUUUUGUAGAACCAAAGACGUUUCACAAUUCAUCCGUAACUCGUAUAGAUCUGUCAUACAAUCAGCUGGUGACUCUUCAAACCGAAGGAUUCAACGAAGUUUUGCCGCAGCUUCUCGAGCUCAAACUAAAUGGAAAUCCCUUAAUUGGUCCACAACUGAAUCUUCUCUUCGAAAACACGAAACAGUUGACGCAUUUGGGUUUAGGAGAAGUUGGUCUCACGAGAAUUCCUGACAUAGCACGAGCGCCAAACCUGCGUAGCCUGAAUUUUUCGUCAAAUUUAAUAUCAAACCUGCCAGAGUUUCUGUUUUUUGCAACACCUAACUUAAACGAGUUAGAUGUGUCUUUCAACCAACUUGAAGAAGUUCACGAACAAGUAUUAAGUAGAAUAAGUAUGUCUAAGACCCUGAGAGUGAUCAGGCUAGAAGGCAACCCCUGGAAAUGCGACAGAUGCCACAUCGUCCCCAUGCUCAAGUGGUUACAAGAAUCCCCCGACCAAGAGUCUGGGUGUUCAGAACCUCAGGUUUGGAGUUGCGUCAAGUGUGCUACCCCUCCCGCAGUGGCGAACCAUCCCCUAGCCCUUCUACCUGCUGGGGAUUUGCCGAAAUGUUUGCUCGAUAUCACCACAACUACAGAGGUUAACGCAGGAAUGGUAGGUGGUGUUUCUGUAAAGAGGUACCACAGUCUAUCUCCACAUGCGGCUAGUAAUGGUUCCAAUGUCGAUUAUAUCGACAAACUGGAUGAACUGAAAGUUGCUCCGUCAUUAGCCGACAAAUCUGUUUUUCCCGCAAACAAAAUAACGAAGUCUGAUAAGAUCAAACACAAUAACAAUGACGAUGUUGUUGUUGAACGCAAGGUGUCUUUGCCGUUGUUGGUAACUUUGCUUUCUGUUUUCUUCAUCUCGUUGGUUGUGUUGAUCAUGUUGUGCGGUGCUCGUAGGAAUAGCAAGAGGCUCAUGAACGUAAACCACAACGUCGAGCAACGAAGAGAAAAUUCGAGAAUCUGGAAAGUUUUUCAGAGAAAAGGCAGCGACCAGCAAGGGGAGGAUAAGAAAGAAAUGGAAACAGGUUCGGGAUUAGAACCCUCUUACCAACCCAGAAGAGGAUCAGAACUUUCUUCUCCGUCAAAAAAGGGAUCAGAGUCCCACACCCCACCGAAAGGGAAGGUGGAUGGGGCGCGAGAAGUUACGGAACAAAUGACCGAAUUAAAACUCGACAAAGACUUGAGUGAAAGUUUUUUAAAAGCGUCGUUUGCCACCAUUAGAGAAACGGAGCUUUUGUAACAUUGCAAUAUAUCUUCCUCGCACAUUCUAUGCGUGUGGAUCUUAUUAUAUCGUAUGGGAUACAUUUUUAUAUCUCUUUAAAGUGAAGUUUGUGUCUAUAAAAUUAAGUUUGAGCUUCUGUCAACAUAAAAAAGGAUAUAAUCCGAAAAAAGUAGGGCAAACGUGAGAUUUGUUCGAAUGCGUGCACCCUAAUAUAAUUACUCGUUAAAUUGGAUGCAGUUAUACUUUUAAUUGUACCUCUUCAGGGUAAUUUGAUGAACUUAUACU
Hyalella azteca is the source of this 2447-nucleotide messenger RNA. Its product is annotated as platelet glycoprotein V. The record is from RefSeq and is a predicted model, not a curated record. The coding region runs from base 36 to 2180 and encodes 714 amino acids. The transcript has a single exon. Gene Ontology annotation, molecular function: protein binding. NCBI's taxonomy places the organism in Eukaryota, Metazoa, Arthropoda, Malacostraca, Amphipoda, Hyalellidae.